This is a messenger RNA of Oncorhynchus kisutch (coho salmon), 7054 nucleotides long. RefSeq names its product ephrin-A5b-like. The transcript has 5 exons. NCBI's taxonomy places the organism in Eukaryota, Metazoa, Chordata, Actinopteri, Salmoniformes, Salmonidae. Gene Ontology annotation, biological process: regulation of cell-cell adhesion; ephrin receptor signaling pathway; regulation of actin cytoskeleton organization. Gene Ontology annotation, molecular function: ephrin receptor binding. The record is from RefSeq and is a predicted model, not a curated record. Bases 1042 to 1734 code for a protein of 230 amino acids. Gene Ontology annotation, cellular component: external side of plasma membrane; plasma membrane.
AACGAACUGCCUUUGCUCUCACCUUCCCUCUCUUCUCGUCCGGUUGAAUCUAAACAUCAGGUGAAAGAAGCACAUGAAUCAAGCGUGUUUUAUUUUUUCUCUCCAAUGGUUAUAUAUGAAGAGAAUGCUGUGGAAUGCGGCCAUUUGGGUUCCGGGCAAACAAGCUGCCCUACUGUCACCCAGCAGCAGCGCAUGAGAGAGGCUCGAGGACGGACUCCUCCCCACCUACCCGUGACACUUUCAAGACAGCGCUGAGAAAGGAUAGCAGCCUUUUUCGGCCAGUCUGCGAACAGAGCAGUGAGACAGCGUUACGUAUAAACGACUUCACUGCAGCCGGGGGUUGCCUAUGUGGCUUUCUAAAGUUCCACCUCUGAAAACGUUGACAUCUGACGGACUCGAGCUAAAGCGCGAGAUUGCUUCUUUUCGUUUCUCAUUAUUGGACUUGGACCUACCCUCUGCGCUGUUGAUUCCCAGCGAACAGUCCUGACACGGAUCCAGCUCAGCGCAUGCCAUGACCUUACAGAGACUGCUGUAUUAGAUGGUCAUUCUAAUCAACGUUUUAUACAUCUGACUGCAUGUAUUGAUAUCCCUUUUUGUACAUUUGUGUGAAAAAAAGUGUCUGCCCUAGGAGUGAUUUUUACUUAUCCUGGAGCCGUCAAAGCUGACGUCCCAUGAACACAUAAAACUGAACCCGGACACUGAACCUGAGCGAGAUGCACUACACACAGUGACACUUGCAUUUGAUAACUUCACCUGCUACUGUCGUCAAUUAAUUUGAACCAAGUGACCAGCAAGGCGUCAUCUAUAUCGCAGGUUGCGCUAUCAAAGCCCUUAGCACGUAGUGGUGUAGGAGACAGAGAUUUUCUGUUGUAUUGAAUUGUCCUGCCGUUUUCUGUCAUCCAUAAACUGCGACAGAGGAAAGAAAAGGCACACAAAUGUAAACGAAAGAAGGCAUCUCUCCAGCUGAAGUGUACCUAGAACUGACAGAUCGUGCAGUCUCCCCACAUCGAAGAGGAAUACGUGCCGAACUUUGCCGUUGUGAUGUUGAAAGUGGAGAUGGUGCUAUUUGUCUUUCUGGUGCUAUGGAUGUGUGUAUUCAGCCAGGAGCCCAGCUCCAAGGUGGUGGCCGACCGGUAUGCCGUCUUCUGGAACCGAACCAACCCCAGGUUCCAUCGUGGAGACUACCACAUUGACGUGUGUAUAAACGACUACCUGGAUGUGUUCUGUCCCCACUAUGAAGACAUGGUGCCGGAGGAGCUGAUGGAGCGCUACGUCCUCUACAUGGUCAACUACGACGGCUACAGUACGUGUGACCACACAGCCAAGGGCUUUAAACGCUGGGAGUGUAACAGGCCUCACUCCCCCAAUGGACCACUCAAGUUCUCCGAGAAGUUCCAGCUCUUCACCCCCUUCUCUCUGGGCUUCGAGUUCAGACCGGGCAGAGAGUACUACUACAUCUCCUCCACCAUCGCCGAGAAUGGACGAAGAACAUGCCUGAAACUCAAAGUCUUUGUCCGACCAUCAAACAGCUGUGUGAAAACUAUAGGUGUACAUGACCGUGUUUUUGACGUAAACGACAAAGUAGACAAUUCAUUAGAACCCCGAGAUGAUACAAGUCAUGAAUCUGCCGAACCGUCCAGGAGUGACGCCACAAGUGCAGCCUCACACUUGCGGAUAGCCAGACCACUGCUGGCUGCACUGCUAAUCUGCUUAGCAACACUCUUCACCUUAUAGCGCCUCCCCCUGUCCUGGAGGGGAAUUACACCCUGCGCAGCCUGAAUCUACCCAAUGAUGAGGCUGGGGCUAGGGUGGGAGAAUGGGCGGUGGGGAGGGGGGGGGGGGGGUAUUGAGAGUGGGCUUCUUAAGGAACACUAUUUUUUCCAGAUAUUUAAGUGGUCUUUCUCCGUCAGUGAGUUCGAAAAAGUUGAUGUUGGAUGUGGAAGAAACUGUUUCCCCCUUAAAACUGUCAACUAAGAUGCCAAAUCCCUAUUUUUUGACACUUAGUGAUUCUUGUUUUCCCUUCUGACAUCCCUUUACGUCAUGCCGAUUCAUUGCACCACUCACAUACACACAUAUACAGGUACACACACCUAAACACACUUUUACACAGACCGUUUUUCACAGCUCUUUGGUAGGUUGUAAAGCAGCAAUACACAGCAGGUCAUGGUUGUUUUAGCUCUUAUCUAGAAAAAUAGAACAGAGAUGAGUAGUACUCACACCUCUCUCCUAGUCUUUAGACUCAUCUCUUUCAGCAUCAGGUGGAUACAGAUAGCUGGGUCUUUGUUAGGUGUUACAGAUAGUGGAACACCACGUAGGUAUCAGUUGAGAUACAGUGUAGAACAUGUUUAGUAGGAGAGAAAAGGACAUGAGUGAGCUGAGUUGGUUGAAGUAUUAAGUCCCCUGGCCUCUUUGAUUAAGGUAUGCUGUCAUGUACCCUCUUUGUGUGUAGAGAGAAUGGUUGGAAACUUUUGGCAUGACACAAAGAAAAGACAAAUAAAAACAACAGUCCGUUGGGUGGAUGAAAGUUCAAAUAUUUGGAAGAUUACUCAAUUUAUGAGGGGCAACAGGCAGUUGGGCUUUAUUCACUGACUUAAUGAAUCUAUAAUUGCUCUUUAGUGUCAGACAAUGCUUUGUGAGUAAUAACAAUCUGAACCCUCACUGAUGGCACUUUUGAUUCAGUUUGUUAUAAAACCUUUUCACUGAGUUUUACCUGACAUACUCGGCCUUCUCUUGCUGAUAUUUUAAAUGUCAUCUAUGAUUAUGGCAAAGACGUUUAUCUAUCAAAGUGGGGGAAGAUUUGUGUUGUUCAAAGGUUCUGUCAACAGUUUAGAGAAGAAAGCUCCUCUACCUCUGUGAAAGCUACCAACAUUUGAAGAGGCUGCCUCUCUCACCAUGUUACAAAACAGCCCUUUUUGAAUAUGAAAUAAUACCACUUCCCUACAAGGCAAAUAGAGAUUUUUCCUACAAUUGCUUAUCAUUAGUUCACUUAGACGUACUGUAGAGUUUGGCAUAUGGAAUCGUCCCCCAGCAUAGCUUUCUACCAUACCCAGUAAGGAGGCACCACCAUCUAGGAAACAGUGUUGCUUUACUGUAUUUCUUUACCACUCAUGUAUAACCACAACUUCAACUAUAACCUCGGAUUCAAAUGCUGUAGCUACAGUCCAUUAUAGCAGGCUGCCUGUUCCCCAUUCAUUUUACUACCGCAUAAUUCAAUCUCAUCAUAAUCAACUCACAAUGAGUAUGUUAAUAGAGAAAAUCUCCUUUAACAUCGAGGCGGAGCGCAGAGUAGUUUAGUUUGGCCAUGUUUUGUAUUGGCCCCCAUUUAUACAUUGUACUGCUGUAUAAUGACAUUCAACUUCCUUAGACUCACAAAGGAUCAGAUGGUAGAUUAACAUAGCUGGAGCGAUUUGUAAAUGGAAAUGCUGUUAUUCUGUUCUUUCUUUCCCGGAGUAGGAUGGACAGAUACAUGAAUUAGGUGUGUUGAUACAGGUCUGCUUUCACACACACACAGAGAGAGAGAGAGAGACAGAGAGAGAGACAGACAGACAGACAGACAGACAGACAGACAGACAGACAGACAGACAGACAGACAGACAGACAGACAGACAGACAGACGAGAGGUUGCGUGCCUAGUUACCGGUCCUACUGUGACUCUUUAAUGAGGUUCAAAAUGACAGGCAUGCAGACCUCAUGUUUUGGAGUUCGGGAGUUAUUUCAGCUGUUAAAAAUAGAUGGUGGAAGGCCUGGGGGUUUUAAAGCGUCAGUGACCUUGCAGUUAUAGAGGGCUGGAGAGUGAAGGAGAUAGGGGAGAGAGAAAGAAAGAGCGAAAGAGAUUGAAAGCAAGAAGUGUAGGAGGAAGGCAGUUGCAUAUAUGACUGGAGUGCCUAACAAAAAAUACCCAAUGCAAACUUUGUAAAAACACUAGCUAAAAAUGGAAUACACACCUAUACACACCUAAUUCUACCCAAAGGCAUUUUUAUUUUUUUGUUUUGAUAUAUUUUUUGUUGUUGCUUUUUCGCAGCUGCCUUCUACAGUAUAUUCUUCUCCUGAAGGGUUGUGUGUGCUUUCGGCCAUAUUUGUUUUCGUACUAUGGGAACAAUGCUAUUACUGUAGAAUAGCAGCUCAGCUUUCGGGGUUAACAAGAGAGGACGCCAUAUAAAGGGGUGCUAAAUUUCACCAGAACACCAUAGGGGAUGGGUGCCAUGUUCAAUCCAAGAUGGCCGCCUGUCAUCGACUUAACGUUAUAGCCAACACUUUUUGGGGAAGUCCAGCUUCAAUUCUAUUUUAUUAUAAUUACCCGUACUACUCUAUCGUUAUUGCUACUAUUAUUACCAUGGUUUAUUCUGUACACACGUUAACUUGGGAAAUAAGGAUCAACUUGUUAGCUGGAUACCGUGUAUCCUGAGGUAGUCAACCAUAUAACAUGUAGUGUUAGAUUAGUUACUGUUUUUGUACCUUUCUGGUGGACAAAGGAAAAAUUAGACACUUCAUUGUUAAAAACUGUAUUAUUGUUAUUAUUGUUAUGAUGAUGAUGAUGAUAUUUAUUAUUAGCAAAAACUUGAUGUAAAUAGUGUUUGAUAUUAAAGUAUUCAUUUGAUUCAGAUGUCUUUUCUAAAAACAAACAAAUAAUGAACACAGUAGAAUCUCUGGAUAUUUGGGAGUGUACACGCAAAUAACAGUGCAUUGUGAACUGUCAUUUUCAAUGCCUACUGAUGCUUUGAGAAACCUGUACACACAUGUGCUUACCUGUGUACUUGUGCUUGUGUGUACUUGACUUCACCUUUGCAUCUACGCGUGCCUGUGUACAGCAGGCUGGACUGAAAGCCAAUGGGGGCCUCGCCUGUUACAUAACUAUGUUUCCAACCAACCAAUCCACAGCCACCGUCACCAGUUCAUCACAAGGAUCCCUACAGAACAGACAGAGAGAAUAGAAUAGACGUGGACAAGAUUAACAGUGUUUGUGCUUUUUCGCCUUCAAUGUUUGAUAGCAUGUUGGCCAACCCAGAGUUUUGCCAUGGAUGGACUGUUGGUUGGCUUUUUAUUGGAAGGAUCUUGCCGUUUCAUGCGCAUGGACUUGAUAACAAAACAUAAAAUGUGUUUUUCUUGUUCUUUUUUUUUCCUUUUGAACUUUGUUGAACGUUGGAUUCUGUCUUUUUCUUCCCCACUGUCAUGUUGUAUGCUUUGCAUCCCAUUGAAAUGAAGUCAUCCAGCUGUGAGGCUGUGUGGCUACAGAAACAGAUGACAUGUACAUAACACCAGCGCUUGUUAAGGAAUUACAGAGGGGGUGGAGUUAUAGAUAGGGGCUGGGGUUACAUAGGAGGGUGGGGUUACAUAGGAGGGGUGGGGUUAUAGAUAGGGGCUGGGGUUACAUAGGAGGGUGGAGUUAUAGAUAGGGGCUGGGGUUACAUAGGAGGGUGGGGUUACAUAGGAGGGCUGGGGUUACAUAGGAGGGUGGGGUUACAUAGGAGGGUGGGGUUAUAGAUAGGGGCUGGGGUUACAUAGGAGGGUGGAGUUAUAGAUAGGGGCUGGGGUUACAUAGGAGGGUGGGGUUACAUAGGAGGGCUGGGGUUACAUAGGAGGGUGGGGUUAUAGAUAGGGGCUGGGGUUACAUAGGAGGGUGGGGUUACAUAGGAGGGUGGGGUUAUAGAUAGGGGCUGGGGUUACAUAGGAGGGUGGAGUUAUAGAUAGGGGCUGGGGUUACAUAGGAGGGUGGGGUUACAAUAGGAGGGCUGGGGUUACAUAGGAGGGUGGGGUUAUAGAUAGGGGCUGGGGUUACAUAGGAGGGUGGGGUUACAUAGGAGGGUGGAGUUAUAGAUAGGGGCUGGGGUUACAUAGGAGGGUGGGGUUAUAGAUAGGGGCUGGGGUUACAUAGGAGGGUGGGGUUACAUAGGAGGGUGGAGUUAUAGAUAGGGGCUGGGGUUGCAUAGGAGGGUGGGGUUACAUAGGAGGGUGGGGUUCCAGAGGGGGGUAGGGUUCCAGAGGGGGGCAAUUUUAGCGUUUGAGAUAAUAUUUUUUUUCUUUGAGGAUGAAUCCUCUGGUAACCUUAUUAUGUAUUCCUACCAUGUAGCUGCAGACAGUCCAUUCUGACUAUUCAUGCCCUCUUUAAUGGGAGUGUGUGUGUGUGUGUGUGUAUGUGUGUGUGUGUGUGUGUGUGUGUGUGUGUGUGUGAGAGAGAGAGAGAGAUUGAGCCUCCAAAAUUGUGUCAGAGGGAGAGGUUGUGUGUGCUAACCUAUUUGUCUGCAUGCUUGUGUAAACAAGCAUGUGUGAGAGUAAGUGUGUGUUAUCAAAUGCGUUUUACGCAAAAAUGUGCAUGAGCAAGUACUCUAGUGUGUGUAUGUGUGUGUGUGUGUGUGUGUGUGAGUUCGUGUCUCAUUUACUAUUGCCGCACUGAAUGGGACGCGGCAACUUUCUUUGGCAACAAAGCGGUUUUCCCAUGCCUUAGUCCUGAAACCUCUGCCAUGCCAGAACAAUCUGGGUUCAAUACACCCCGUCACCCUCCCCCGCCGUGGAAUGGGUGCUGGCGGCACAAAGGCUACCCUCCCUGUUUUGGAAUUUGAACCCCCAGCCUCCUCACCAUAGCCUAGUCGCCAGACCACAUAGUAUGUUAGCUUAGCUAAGUCACUACUUGGUUGGGGUAGAAGUUAUCCAUUGGCACAGAUCUAGCAUCAGCUUACCCUCACCCUAUCUAAACCUAAACCGUUAGGGGGGAAGCGCUAAAACACUGGCUUGACUGAUCUUAGAUCAGACAGCAUGGCAAACUUCCGCCUGCUCCUGUCACCAGCUCCCCACGCAUCGCCAUGUCUUGAGAACCACUCAUUUGUGUGUGCACCCAAUCCCAUUCUGCAUACUCCUCUUGUGCUAUUAACCACCCCCACCCCCUGCUCUCCCCCUCUCCUCUGGUCCUAUUUGGGGGGCAGAAGUAUUGACCGACCUGCUUUUUUCCAGUAUAUAAACAAUAACGAGAAACUGACAAAAUUAUCAGAGGUCUGUAUUUGUAUAUACAUGUCUGAGCAAUUAUGAAUACUAUUAAUAAAAUGGAAAUACAUUGCUUUGA